This is a messenger RNA of Manihot esculenta (cassava), 1828 nucleotides long. RefSeq names its product 1-aminocyclopropane-1-carboxylate synthase 8. Bases 137 to 1531 code for a protein of 464 amino acids. NCBI's taxonomy places the organism in Eukaryota, Viridiplantae, Streptophyta, Magnoliopsida, Malpighiales, Euphorbiaceae. The transcript is spliced from 4 exons. Gene Ontology annotation, molecular function: transaminase activity; pyridoxal phosphate binding; 1-aminocyclopropane-1-carboxylate synthase activity. The record is from RefSeq and is a predicted model, not a curated record. Gene Ontology annotation, biological process: biosynthetic process; amino acid metabolic process.
UUCUCUUCUUCUUCUUCAACGAUCUUCAAUCUACUCUUCUAUUAAACUCUUUCUAUUUCCCUUUGCGGCUCUUUCAUUUGUCUGAAUAAUCUCAACUUGAUUCUACCUCAACUAUUUGUUCAAGAAAAUAACAAAAAUGAGGCUCUUGUCUAGGAAAGCCACGUGCAAUACUCAUGGCCAAGAUUCUUCUUACUUCCUAGGAUGGCAGGAAUACGAGAAGAACCCAUACGAUGAAAUCAAGAAUCCAACAGGGAUUAUUCAGAUGGGUCUUGCAGAGAAUCAGCUCUCCUUUGAUCUUCUUGAGUCAUGGCUGGCCAAUAAUCCUGACGCUGCUGGGUUCAAGAAAGAUGGGCAAUCCAUAUUCAGAGAGCUUGCACUCUUUCAAGAUUAUCAUGGUCUCCCUGAUUUCAAGAAAGCAUUGGUGGAUUUUAUGGCAGAAAUAAGAGGAAACAGAGUAACUUUCGAUCAAAACAAGAUAGUUCUUACUGCUGGUGCAACUUCUGCAAAUGAGACCCUCAUGUUUUGUCUCGCUGAACCCGGCGAAGCCUUUCUUCUUCCUACUCCAUACUACCCUGGAUUUGAUAGAGAUCUCAAAUGGAGAACUGGGGUUGAGAUUGUACCAAUUCAGUGUACAAGCUCAAAUGGGUUCCAAAUCACUGCACCGGCUCUUGAAGAAGCUUAUCUAGAAGCUCAAAAACGCAACCUAAGAGUUAAGGGUGUGUUGGUCACAAACCCAUCAAAUCCACUGGGGACAACAAUGAGCCGAAGUGAAUUGAACCUUCUUGUAAACUUUAUUACUGCCAAAGGGAUUCAUCUUAUUAGCGACGAAAUUUACUCUGGCACUGUGUUUAGUUCACCAGGCUUUGUAAGUAUCAUGGAGGUUUUGAAAGAUAAGAAAUGCGAGAACACUGAUGUUUGGAGAAGAGUUCACAUUGUGUACAGCCUUUCAAAGGAUCUUGGCCUCCCUGGCUUUCGAGUUGGUGCAAUUUACUCCAACGAUGAUUUGGUUGUUUCUGCAGCAACUAAAAUGUCUAGCUUCGGUUUAAUUUCUUCUCAAACACAGUAUCUUCUCUCUGCUCUUCUCUCCGACAAGAAGUUCACCAAGCACUAUAUUUCAGAGAAUCAGAGAAGGCUCAAACAGCGACAAAAUUUGCUGGUCAAGGGCCUUGAAAAAGCCGGUAUCAGCUGCCUUAAGAGCAAUGCCGGCUUGUUUUGCUGGGUUAACAUGAAGCAUCUGUUGAGCUCCAACACAUUUGAAGCAGAAAUGGAGCUCUGGAAAAAGAUUGUUUAUGACGUUAAUCUAAAUAUCUCUCCUGGUUCUUCUUGCCAUUGCACUGAACCAGGGUGGUUCCGUGUCUGCUUCGCAAACAUGUCAGAAGAAACACUAAAACUGGCUAUGGAGCGAUUGAAGUCAUUUGUGGACUCCAUAAACAUGAGCAGCCAUCAGAGGUUGAAAAAUUCAAGAAAGAAGUCUCUCACCAAGUGGGUUUUCCGGCUAUCGUUUCACGACCGUGAGCCAGAAGAACGAUAGUCUGGUGUGUUCAUAUACACAAGCGUCCAAUUUUUUUUUUCCGCCGGAAAAUAUUUUUGGUGGAUAAUUUUCUUUUCCAUUUUGUAAUUUUAGAAAAAGGUGCGCUCAGAUCCAUAUAUGGAUAUGGAUCUUGAAGUGGGUCUAUGCCUUUUUAAUCCUUGUAAAACUCUGAGUCAAUCCAAUCCCAUCUAUAGCAUGAAAUUAAAAUUUCCCAAAAAAUUCUUUAAUCCAUAUAUGAUAAUGUGAUUAUGAUCGAAUUGACAUGUAUUUAUAAAAACUUUUUUCCUAUCUUCUUUU